This is a messenger RNA of Penicillium pulvis, 2073 nucleotides long. RefSeq lists its product as uncharacterized. The transcript is spliced from 5 exons. The coding region runs from base 1 to 2073 and encodes 690 amino acids. The record is from RefSeq and is a predicted model, not a curated record. Lineage: Eukaryota; Fungi; Ascomycota; Eurotiomycetes; Eurotiales; Aspergillaceae.
AUGGCGAAACAAUCCGUAACCAAGUUUCCAGUUCAUUCAACUAAUAUCCCCGCGAGCUUCAUUGAGAAUCACCAAACCACCGCCGAAGACGAAGAAAAACUAAAGUUUGUUCAUCGUAUCAACUCCUUCCUCCCGGAGAAUGACGCAGCUCAGGAUGAGCUAGAGUGUAAGCAACGAAUUGAGGAGUCUUUCAAAAGUACGACCAGCAAUGUCCAAGCCUUGAAUGAGGCGCUGGAGGUUUUUCGGCUGAAAUUGUGCAAACCUGGCCAAAUCCAAGCCAGUCAGCCUAUACCAUCAGGUCAGAAAGUACACUGGUCAGAUGUGAUGAAGGAGCUGCAAAAUGCCCAGAACUACUACAAGACCCGCCAUGGAGGUGGACCGAUUGGCAAAGCGCUCUCCAAAUUCGGGAGAUAUACGGAGUCGCUGAAGGGGUGGCUAGACCUGCUCCCUGCUGGGGAUUAUGGGUCUACUAUAUGCGGCGGACUCAAACUAUUGUUAUCGGCCCUUGAUGAAACUCACAAGCUGGAUAGCUUAGUCUUCGUGGCGCUGUCGGACAUACCCGAGAUCUUGUACGAAGCCCGGUUCUACCUGGAUGCGUACAGAGUACCUAGGUUGAGCAUGAACAUGCUGGAAAAGAUGGCUGACCUAUGUAACCACGUUCUUGUUGUGCUGCGGGAAAUCGUUUAUUACUGUCUUGAAACAAAGUCUAAACUUUAUAUUGCGGCGGUCUUCAAGGGGCCGAAAGCAAAAGACUCUCUACGACAAUCAAUUUCUGACCUUAGGGAACGCGCCACCUCUCUUUCUCGAGAGGCAGAGCUCACGAACCGCCAAACUAUACAGAAUAUCAGCGAAGAUAUUCAAGGCAUCAAGCAGAGUUGUCACAACACAGAAGGUAGCCGCACGGACAUAUAUGUCAAUCUAUACGUGCUCUACUCUGGACACCCAUCUCUCGAUAGCAAAGGCGAACUUUUGUCCGAUAAUAUGGAUGGUCAGUAUUACGCCAUUGCCAGUGUUCUUUUUGCAAAUUUAUCAAAUCUGAAUGUGGGAAAAUCAAAUCUAGCGUCUCCUCAAUUGUCUCUUGCCGGCUUUAAAGUUCAAAACUCCAUCAGUGCAAGCUCUUCCCCAGGGAUCCAGGCUUCGCAGAGUCCAUCCAUAACCGACUUACCAGAUCUGAGAGACUUGCUCACUCUAUGUGUCAAUUCCCAAUCUAACGAUCAUUUGAACGUUCCCCAACGAACCGACCGUCGACAUCAAUAUUCCCCCAAGACCGAGGAGCCCUUGAUCACCACUGAAGGCCUUUUACACCUCCUCGCAUUCGAUGAAACCAAGGUCGCCAGCGACCGGGGCACGAACGUUCACCCAAGCAGAUUCAACAAGCGUGAUUCCCAAAAACUUCCCUUCAUUACGAGAUCCACGCAGUUUCAAAACUGGAUCAACAAGACCGAGCGGAAAAAUGCCUCCCUACUCGUUCAAGGUCACUUUGACUCUGAAGAUGGCACUUCGGCUUUGACACACCUCUGCGCAAGGAUCGCUUAUGAAUCCGCUCCCAAUCCCAAAGUACUGAUUCUCACUCACUUUUGCUCGCUUCAUACGGCUAGUCGCGCGGAGAUCGGUCGCCGUGCCGGUGCCAGGGGGUUAAUCGCCAGCUUUAUCGGUCAGCUUCUCUCCUACGACUCUUAUCGAGUCCAAUUUGAUCUAUCGCAAAUCAAAAAACAGGCAUUAUCACGGAUCGAGGAGUUUUCAUUGAAGAAACUGUGCUGGCUCUUCGAAAUGCUCAUCGCCCAGGUCAAGAAAGGAAUCACGAUUAUCUGCAUUAUUGACAAUAUCUCAUCAUAUGAGACGAACGAAGCGGUAGGUGAUUUGGAGCAAUUGGUCCGUUGUCUGCAAAGCUGGGUCAUACAGGCAAACCAGACUUCGUCGAAGCCAAGGAUGAAGUUGUUAAUUACCGACACAAACCAGACUACUCGGGUCUACCGGUAUUUUCAACAUGAUGAUAUCUUAAACCUUGAAGGUGGUGGUGUAUCAGGGGAUGAUUGGGAGAAUUACUCUGAGGAGGACAACUGGAUAAUAUAG